Messenger RNA from Cryptotermes secundus, 1682 nucleotides. RefSeq names its product prohormone-2. Bases 152 to 1357 code for a protein of 401 amino acids. The record is from RefSeq and is a predicted model, not a curated record. NCBI's taxonomy places the organism in Eukaryota, Metazoa, Arthropoda, Insecta, Blattodea, Kalotermitidae. The transcript has 10 exons.
UCAAAUCGAACGAACUCCUGUUAGUUCGCACAGCCCGGCUAACACCUUGCUAGCACUUACAACAAUCUACCUGCCCAUCCACUUGAAGGCUCAGGCAACACAUCAAUUUCUCAUUGGAAGAGCUCGAUAAAGCGGCAAAGAAGUGGCAGUCAUGGCCGGGGUGGCAGCGACCUGUGGCCUGGUAGCCCUCCUGGUAGCCGCUGCGGCUUCUCUACCCAAUACAUUGCUAGAAGACACUAAACAGGCAGCCCUAGAGGCAGAACCAAUCGCCUCCAAAGUGAAGAGAGCAGAGGAGGUGAUGCUGUUUGGAAACCAACAGAAUCGACCUUCAACUGAAAACAAAUUCUACCCCACUACUCAAAAGCGAGCCUCAAGCAAGCAUGAUAAGGAUGAACUUCCAACUGCACUACCAAUUGCCAUAUCAAGAAUCAGUAAGGCAUGGGACAAUGGGAACAAAAUUGGACAUCAUGAGCAGCAUGGCAAUGAGGGAAAAUCAACAGGGCGAAACAUACAUUAUCCAGGAGGCCAGAGGGUUCAAUACUCCCAGGAAUUAGGCAAUGGAGACUUGGUUGAUCAGCAAGAGGGCCAGGGUAAUGGAAAAACUGUGUCACAAUAUGAGAAGGGUUACCAGUAUGGUGUGGGGAAGGCAGCACUUGAUAAACAUGUUGAGAAUGCUCUCCUCAAGUCUGAACUGUAUGGUGACCCUGGUGCAGUGAACCAAUAUCGCUACUAUGGGGGAUCAAAUGAAAGGAAACGCAAUCAACAUCUCACAUAUCAACCACCAUCAAAACGCAGCUACCGGCCUGAGUUGCCGUUUGUGUUGCCUACUGAUGACCUCACCAGCAGCAGAGCCAGGCUGAAGCGAGACCUUGGGCUUGAUCCUGAAGAUGUCCUCACUGUGUUGUCACUGUGGGAAGCUGAACAUCGUAUCAAGGCUGACAACAACCAAAGGCUGGAUCCAGCUUGGUUCAGCUAUUAUGGUCUAGACACGCCUGAAUCUUUCAGAGGAGAGGAAGGUGAUGAAGGGGGUGAAGAUGACGAAGAUACAUCUCAAAUUGAUGGUGGAUGGCUGGAAGGACCAGUAUCAAAUCCAUCAGCUACCCCUCAUCGAUAUCGCCUGGAGAGGCGUGGGGGAUACUAUUACCCAAUGCUGUCUACCCCUCAGCAGUACCCCAUGUACCCUGCACAAAAGAGAGACAGCAGCCAAUGGGGAGGAUCUGCAAAGGACAAGAGAUUCAUGGUCUCCAGGAAGCGUCAAGUUAUCUCACCCCGUGAUGAAGUACAGGUACUGACCCAGUUACUGGACCACCCUUAUCGUGACCCAGGGGUGCCACUGUACCGCCGUGUUCUACUUUGAAAAAAGUCUCCACUUUGAAAUACCGUACAUCAUUUCACCACAUGGCUACAGAUUAGAAAUAAAUGCAGUUGAAUUCUCACCAAUAUCCACUGAGUAAAUGAACCAAACAGCAGCUAACGGGAUGUUCUACAUAGUGUUCAGUGUUAUUGCACAAAUAUAUUGUCAUUACUUAUCACACAUCAGAACAUGUAAAACUUGUACCAAUUCCCAGUUCUGGGAUAACUUUUAUGUUUAAUGAGUUAACUUUAUUUUAUUAAAGUGAAGAGAAAGGAAGUUUGUACUCCUUUCAUUUCUACUUAGAAAAUAAAAUUGACCAACAAAUUAA